Lepus europaeus (European hare) is the source of this 1304-nucleotide messenger RNA. RefSeq names its product GID complex subunit 8 homolog (gene GID8). The record is from RefSeq and is a predicted model, not a curated record. The transcript is spliced from 5 exons. The coding region runs from base 120 to 806 and encodes 228 amino acids. Gene Ontology annotation, cellular component: cytoplasm; nucleus. Gene Ontology annotation, biological process: positive regulation of canonical Wnt signaling pathway; proteasome-mediated ubiquitin-dependent protein catabolic process. Gene Ontology annotation, molecular function: protein binding. Lineage: Eukaryota; Metazoa; Chordata; Mammalia; Lagomorpha; Leporidae.
CCGCCCCGCUCGGGCGCCCCCGCCGCCGCCGCCCCGCCCCGGCCCGGGAGCGGCCGCGGAGCCUCCGCCUUCGCCAGACCGAUCGCGCGGGAGGCGGGAUCCGCACGAAAUAAGUCAGAAUGAGCUAUGCAGAAAAGCCCGACGACAUCACGAAGGACGAGUGGAUGGAGAAGCUGAACAACUUGCACGUGCAGCGGGCGGACAUGAACCGGCUCAUCAUGAACUACCUGGUCACAGAGGGCUUUAAGGAAGCAGCGGAGAAAUUCCGCGUGGAAUCUGGAAUCGAGCCGAGCGUGGACCUGGAAACCCUGGACGAGCGGAUCAAGAUCCGGGAGCUGAUCCUGAAAGGGCGCAUCCAGGAGGCCAUCGCGCUGAUCAACAGCCUGCACCCCGAGCUCCUGGACACCAACCGCUACCUGUACUUCCACCUGCAGCAGCAGCACUUGAUCGAGCUGAUCCGCCAGCGCGAGACGGAGGCGGCCCUGGAGUUCGCGCAGACGCAGCUGGCGGAGCAGGGCGAGGAGAGCAGGGAGUGCCUCACGGAGAUGGAGCGCACGCUGGCCCUGCUGGCCUUCGACAGCCCCGAGGAGUCACCUUUCGGGGACCUGCUGCACACCAUGCAGAGGCAGAAGGUGUGGAGUGAAGUCAACCAGGCUGUGCUGGACUACGAGAACCGGGAGUCGACGCCCAAGCUGGCCAAGUUGCUGAAGCUGCUGCUCUGGGCCCAGAAUGAGCUGGACCAGAAGAAGGUGAAGUACCCCAAAAUGACAGACCUCAGCAAGGGCAUGAUCGAGGAGCCCAAGUAGGGCCCGGCCCCGCCGCGGGAGCCACCCCUCGGCCCGUGCUGUUCUCUGACCCAGCGUCUCUAAAGGGAAGCGCCGCCCUCGGGGCGGGAGGACGCCACCUGCAGGGCUGCGGAGAGGCGCCGGGGCUCGUCCUGCCCUGCGCCGCUUCCCCGGGACUCUCAGCCGGUGGCGCUGGGCCCUGCGUGGCCGUCUGCGGGCCUGGAGGCCGCCCGGCCCUCGGGGCUCCUGGCUCACCAGGCCUGCGUCUGCCAGUUUUCCUUCCUUUGUUUGUUUCUCUGUUUUUUCAUAGGAAGAAUAUAUAAAUUUGUAAAUCCUGAUUCUAAGGUGACUCCGCGUGAGGGUCUUGAGUUCGGCCCGGGUGUGUGUGAGGGCUGGGCUGUGGUUUCAGUUUUUUAAAUAUAUAUAUUUUGGUGCUGUGUGUGGUGAGAGGCGUUCCUAGUGGACCGGCGAGCCGUCUCUGCCAGGCAGUUCUGUUGGAAAUAAAGGUUUCUCUUUGGU